CACUAUCAGCACCAUAACUGCUGAAUCCUCAAUGAGUAAAGAUGCUUCGGUUAUUCUAUUUCUCUGCUAUUAUUGCCUCGGUUAUUUUAAAUUUUGUAGGAAUCAUUAUGAAUCUGUUUAUUACAGUGGUCAAUUGCAAAACUUGGAUCAAAAGCCAUAGAAUCUCCUCUUCUGAUAGGAUCCUGUUCAGCCUGGGCAUCACCAGGUUUCUUAUGCUGGGACUAUUUCUGGUGAACACCAUCUACUUCGUCUCUUCAAAUACGGAAAGGUCAGUCUACCUGUCUGCUUUUUUUGUGUUGUGUUUCAUGUUUUUGGACUCGAGCAGUCUCUGGUUUGUGACCUUGCUCAAUAUCUUGUACUGUGUGAAGAUUACUAACUUCCAACACUCAGUGUUUCUCCUGCUGAAGCGGAAUAUCUCCCCAAAGAUCCCCAGGCUGCUGCUGGCCUGUGUGCUGAUUUCUGCUUUCACCACUUGCCUGUACAUCACGCUUAGCCAGGCAUCACCUUUUCCUGAACUUGUGAAUACAAGAAAUAACACAUCAUUUAAUAUCAAUGAGGGCAUCUUGUCUUUAGUGGUUUCUUUGGUCUUGAGCUCAUCUCUCCAGUUAAUCAUUAAUGUGACUUCUGCUUCCUUGCUAAUACACUCCUUGAGGAGACAUAUACAGAAGAUGCAGAAAAAUGCCACUGGUUUCUGGAAUCCCCAGACGAAAGCUCAUGUAGGUGCUAUGAAGCUGAUGAUCUAUUUCCUCAUCCUCUACAUUCCAUAUUCAGUUGCUACACUGGUCCAGUAUCUCCCCUUUUAUGUAGGGAUGGAUAUGGGGACCAAAUCCAUUUGUCUGAUUUUUGCCACCCUUUACUCUCCAGGACAUUCUGUUCUCAUUAUUAUCACACAUCCUAAACUGAAAACAACAGCAAAGAAGAUUCUUUGUUUCAAAAAAUAGUGGAAUUUCGGUAAACCAUACCUAGAUUCAUCUGAUGGUUUGGGGGCAAGAUUUUCUGUUUGCAGUUUUCCCAGUAGUCUGAGGAAUUCAGUUUUGUGAUUGCUGAUCUGACAUCGUAGGCUUUUGAGUGCCUGAAUUUCAGUUUAUUCUGUAAUUUUUUUUUUUUGGUAUGUAAGUAUUUUAAAAUAAGGCACAUUCUGUAAGAAACUGUUUUGAGGCAUUAUUUGUCAUGUAUUUUGCAUGACCAUUGAAUCCAUGGAUAAUGGAAAUCAUCACAUUGUUUCAUUGUCUAUUAAAGUAUAAUGGGAAAUUCUUCCAAAUUACAGAAUACAUUGGGGUGCACGUGAUGAGUUAAAUGUUUGUGGUUUAGCUGAGGAGGCCUGAGUAAGGGCUCAGCAGUGGAUAGGUGGUCACUGGGAGCCACUGGACUGACGAAAAGCAGAGGAAGGGGGUUCAGUGCAAAGAGAAAAGGAAAAAAGGAAGGUUUCAGAGAGAAAAGAAGGAAAGAGAAAGGUGAAAAGAAAUAGGCAUACACUGGGCUGGGCACGGUGGCUCAAGCUUGUAAUCCCAGCACUUUGGGAGGCUGAGGGAGGCGAAUCACGAGGUCAGGAGAUCGAGACCAUCCUGGCCAACACGGUGAAACCCCCUCUCUACUAAAAAUACAAAAAAAUUAGCUGGGCGUGGUGGCAGGCACCUGUAGUCCCAGCUACUUGGGAGGCUGAGGCAGGAGAAUGGCGUAAACGCGGGAGGUGGAGCUUGCAGUGAGAUGAGAUCACGCCACUGCACUCCAGCCUGGGCAAAAGAGUGAGAAUCCGUCUCAAAAAAAAAAAAAAAAAGAAAAGAAAAAGGAAUAGGCGUACACUCUGGGACAAGACAGAAAAAGUGUCCUCACACUUGCUGGGUAAUAGUAACUGAGCUAUUCCUAUCAAGAAACCCUAAGGUUUCUAGGCUUGUUCUGGAAAAGAGGAUAUUGCCAGAGUUGGUAAAUAGAGGGAAGUCAUUAGUAUUUAAGAAACUGAAUCAAGAAUGGUUCCAAAAAUCUUAAAAUCCAGAGAAGCCAGCCUAAGGUCAAAGGCAAGUGCUAGAUAAUGAAAUUAACACCAUAUGAACACAAAUUUACAAAAUACUGUACCUCACCAUAGGCUAUGGAACUCAGUGGAAAGCCAAAGAAGCACUGGACAGGUAGUGGGAGUGCUUGACUUGUGGUGAAUUUAUUUCAUCUGCUUACACAUUUGUGCACAGCACAGUUCUUCUCCAGAAUGUUGUUUCUGUGGUCGGGACAACAGGACUGUGGCUCCAAAAGAACAAGAGUCUGAAGAUGGGAUGUUGACAAGUUUUGGAAUGUGAAUUGGGGAAUCAUAAUUUGUAUUUAUUUAGGUUUUUUUGGUGUUCAUAAAAUGCUUAUGUAAUAUUUACAUAUGUCAAAUAAGUCUUAAAAUUUUAUAAAUUA
Messenger RNA from Nomascus leucogenys (northern white-cheeked gibbon), 2391 nucleotides. RefSeq names its product taste 2 receptor member 4 (gene TAS2R4). Gene Ontology annotation, cellular component: membrane. Gene Ontology annotation, biological process: detection of chemical stimulus involved in sensory perception of bitter taste; G protein-coupled receptor signaling pathway; sensory perception of taste. The record is from RefSeq and is a predicted model, not a curated record. NCBI's taxonomy places the organism in Eukaryota, Metazoa, Chordata, Mammalia, Primates, Hylobatidae. Gene Ontology annotation, molecular function: G protein-coupled receptor activity; bitter taste receptor activity.